Eublepharis macularius is the source of this 3717-nucleotide messenger RNA. It is a transcript of the gene AGBL5, whose product is annotated as AGBL carboxypeptidase 5. The transcript is spliced from 18 exons. NCBI's taxonomy places the organism in Eukaryota, Metazoa, Chordata, Lepidosauria, Squamata, Eublepharidae. The record is from RefSeq and is a predicted model, not a curated record. Gene Ontology annotation, biological process: protein deglutamylation; proteolysis. Gene Ontology annotation, molecular function: metallocarboxypeptidase activity; zinc ion binding. The coding region runs from base 275 to 3109 and encodes 944 amino acids.
CUGGCCUGGCCCGGGCCCCUGGCGGCAGCGGCGGCGACGGCAGUGGAGCAGGUCGGCCUGAGCUCGGAAGGGGGAGGAGAGCAGGUUGGGCUGUGGGUCAGGGCUCUGACUUGUGCCCGCUCAUCUCAGGCGUGUAUGCAAAUAUAGGAAAAUCAGGGCAAAGAGGAGCUGUGGCCCAACAGGGUGCUUUGGAAGCCUGCUGCUCUCUGCAGGAAACCCUUGGAACAACCUUCUGUAGAGAGGAGGAUGAACCCCUUCUGCUGGCAGCGAGCUUAUGAUGGAGAUACGCUGUGGCGGCCUCUUGUUCAGCUCCAAGUUUGACUCAGGAAACUUGGCUCACGUGGAGAAGGUGGAACACUUUGAAGGGGAGGGUGACAGCGCUGGUAAUGGCGGCAGUGCUACUUCCACCGCCUCUAUGGUGUUUGGCUGCUCCCUUCCCAUGGCAGACUAUGAAUUCAAUGUGUGGACCAAGCCGGACUGCGCAGACACAGAAUACGAGAAUGGAAACAGAUCUUGGUUUUAUUUUAGCGUGAAGGGAGGGAUGCCAGGCAAGAUGAUCAAGAUCCACAUUGUGAACAUGAACAAGCAGACCAAGCUUUACUCUCAAGGGAUGGCCCCCUUAGUCAAAACUGUGCCUAUCAGGCCCCGUUGGGAGCGCAUCCGUGAACGGCCUGCCUUCGAGAUGGUGGAUACCCAAUUCGUCCUGUCCUUUGUGCAUCGUUUCCUGGACUGUCGAGGUGCCACCACCUAUUUUGCCUUCUGCUACCCCUUUUCCUACACGGAGUGCCAGGACAUGCUGGCGCAGCUGGAUACUCAUUUUGCGGAGUGUAAACACCUCUCCCCCAGCAGCUCACUAGAUACCAUCUAUUACCAUCGGGAGCUGCUCUGCUUCUCACUGGACAAGCUCCGCGUGGACCUGCUGACCAUCACAUCGUGCCACGGCAUGCAGGAGGAACGGGAGGCCCGGCUGGAAAAGCUGUUCCCUGACAAGAACACGCCCCGACCUCACCACUUUGUGGGAAAGAGGGUGUUCUUUCUCAGCAGCAGGGUGCACCCUGGUGAGACACCCUCCAGCUUUGUCUUCAACGGCUUUUUGGAGUUCAUCUUGCGGGAGAAAGACCCUCGGGCCCAGAUCCUGCGCCGCAUGUUUGUUUUUAAGCUCAUCCCUAUGCUGAACCCAGAUGGAGUGAUGCGGGGCCACUACCGGACAGACUCCCGUGGCGUAAACCUCAAUCGCCAGUACUUGAACCCUGAUGCAGAGUUGCACCCUGCUGUAUAUGGGGCCAAGGCUGUCAUGCUCUACCACCACGUUCACAGCCGUGUACUCCCCUGUUCCCCUGACUGGCGCACCCAUGUUCCCCCCCUCAGCACCAAGGCGACUAAUCAGCAUUCUAUGUGCAACUGCCUCCCCAGUGAGGCGGCCCCCCUUUCCAAGCUGGAGGAAGCCAACAACCUCCGCAACUGUCUCAGAGAGACCUGUGUCCCCCCAUCUCAGGAUCCCGGGCCUUUGGAGGCACCGGGGAGCAAGGACCAGGAUGUCUGGAUCCUCUCAGAAGACCCAGCCUCUGAUUACUGUGAGAAUGAAGUAGAGAGCCUGCCGCUCAGUCCAGAAACCAUCCCACCUCAGGAGAGCGGGCUAGCCUACUAUGUCGAUCUGCAUGGACAUGCCUCCAAGCGUGGUUGCUUCAUGUAUGGGAACAGCAUUUCUGAUGAGGCCUACCAGGUUGAGAACAUGCUGUUUCCUAAACUCAUCUCCUUAAACUCGGCUCAUUUUGACUUUGCGGGCUGUAACUUCUCAGAGAAGAACAUGUACGCCAAAGACAAGCGGGACGGACAAUCUAAGGAGGGCAGCGGACGAGUGGCCAUCUACAAGGCCUCGGGCAUCAUUCACAGCUACACGUUGGAGUGCAAUUACAACACGGGGCGAUCAGUGAACACUGUUCCUGCAGCCUGUCAUGAUAAUGGGCGGGCAACCCCUCCGCCUCUCCCAACAUUCCCCUCUAAAUACACCGCGGAGCUGUUUGAGCAGGUUGGAAGGGCCUUGGCAAUCGCAGUGCUGGACAUGGCGGAAUGCAACCCCUGGCCGCGGAUUGUCCUGUCUGAACACAGCUGCCUUAGCAACCUGCGAGCCUGGAUGUUGAAGCAUGUGCGCAGCAUGAGGGGCUUGGCAGGAUACACCCGGAGGAAGGGCAACAAAACCCCACCUAAGGGGGGCAAUGUGCUUUCUGCCUCCUGUUCUGAGAAUUCUCUGUGCCGCACCAGGAGCUUCAGCAAUGGCACCAGUGGGAGCAGCAGCAGCCAGCAGAUGUCUCCCCAACUCAAGACCUCUCCCAGCUUCACCUUCAACUGCUCCCGUUCUCCUGCCCCUGCAGGCGUGGGCACGAGCCAGAGCCCCCCAAAAGGGGUCUCGAGGGUGCUGUCCCUUGUACGAGAGCCUCGAGUCCAAGAGAAGCGGCGCCAUCAGCAUCAGCAUCAGACUUUGCUGCGAACCGCAGUGAGCAGCAUCCAGGUGCCUCCUCCUCUCCCUCCCUCAAGCCGGACAGUCUCCCACCUCCAGCUGCCUCCCAGUCUCAGUUCCUGUCCCCUGUCAGCCACAAUCAGCAUGCCAGGGUCUAACCAGCAAGGACUACUCAUGAGUACCAAGGCAAAUACCUUAGCAGCUUCCUGCCAUGGACUGCAAAAGGCAGAGCGUCCCAGAGAAGGGAUACAGGCACCUCCACCCUGUGGCCUAGCACUACUACAGAAUCUCUCAAGGCGACUGAACAGUGAGAAGCUACGAGAGCCUUCCAGCGUGGAGAUACUGGUACCUCGACCCAGCAGGAUCCCCAUCCGCAGAAAAGCCCAAACCCAGCACCUGCUCAGGCUUCAGAGCUGCAGCAAUGACUCUUCUCUGAAAGUGUGGAAAUACACACCAUCCCAGUUGCCAGCGCAGAGUUCUCUGCCAGAAUUCCAACUGAAAGUGCCAGCCCUGACUGUAACAAGCCAGAGGGAAGAGCCACUUUUUCUGUGCAACACACCCAAGGCUGUGUUGGAUGAGCAUCUCGCGGGGCGCACAGAUUCCCCCCAACUCACCUACCACAAGAUCCUGUCUUUCUGCACAGAGGCCUGACUUGCCAGGGGAGAUUCUGCAGCUGCAGCCAACCUGUUCCAUCUCCUCAGGAUCCUCCACCGCGCAGCACAUCAGGCAAAAGACGACUCCACCUUCCUCCUUACUGCAGGGGAGACCCGUCAAGACACCCAAGUUCCCAGCCCAUCUGUCAACGUGCUCCUAUCCCUGUCCUUUUAAACCAAAGCUGCUCUUUGGGCUGCAGCAGCCACUGGUGCUGACUUGGAGCCCCCCUUCCACACCCUGCUUGCAGUCAGCUGCACAAGACCUCAAAGGCCUAAAAGGUAGAGCCAGGCCAGUCUUCCUGGAGCCCCUUUCUUGGUUAACUUCACCAGGGCCCGGAGACCUGUCUCCCUUUGGUCUAUGGAUGUUCCAACACAAAAAAAGACUAAAAGACUGUCGAGGUGGAUUCCAUCUGGCGAUCUCAGCGAGACCAGCUCUCCCACCCAGAGUACAUCUCAACCAGCAAACCCUAGAACGUUGUGUUUGGAGCCUCUCUGAAGGCCGAUUCACCACAAAGCCAGCCUCCCAUCCUCCCCCAGACCCACAGGCAGGAGUCACCACCUUAGGCCAUUUCUGCAGCUGUACAUAGUUGGUUACUGGGUUGGAAG